Messenger RNA from Podarcis muralis (Common wall lizard), 2930 nucleotides. It is a transcript of the gene TESK1, whose product is annotated as testis associated actin remodelling kinase 1. Lineage: Eukaryota; Metazoa; Chordata; Lepidosauria; Squamata; Lacertidae. Gene Ontology annotation, cellular component: cytoplasm; nucleus. Gene Ontology annotation, molecular function: protein serine/threonine kinase activity; ATP binding. Gene Ontology annotation, biological process: actin cytoskeleton organization; positive regulation of stress fiber assembly; protein phosphorylation. The record is from RefSeq and is a predicted model, not a curated record.
GGGGCGGCGGGCGGGGGCUGGGCGGGCGGGGGGCGGCUGCGGCCCUCCUCCUACCGGGCCCUGCGCAGCGCCGUCUCCACGCUGGCGCGCAUCGACGACUUCUACUGCGAGAAGAUCGGCGCCGGCUUCUUCUCCGAGGUCUUCAAGGUGAGGCAUCGCCAGUCGGGGCAGAUCAUGGUGCUGAAGAUGAACAAGCUGAUGAGUAACCGUGGCAACAUGCUGCGCGAGGUGCAGCUCAUGAACCGCCUCUCCCACCCCAACAUCCUCCGGUUCAUGGGCGUCUGCGUCCACCAAGGCCAGCUUCACGCGCUGACAGAGUACAUCAACGGUGGCAACCUGGAGCAGCUGCUGGACAGCCCCACCCCGCUGCCCUGGCCCGUCCGCGUCAAGCUGGCCCUGGACAUCGCCCGCGGCCUCCGCUACCUGCACAGCAAGGGCAUCUUCCACCGCGACCUCACCUCCAAGAACUGCCUCGUGAGAAGUGAGGACAACGGCUACACGGCCGUCGUGGGAGACUUUGGCCUGGCGGAGAAGAUCCCCACCUACAGUGACGGGGGCGAGAAGGAGCCUCUGGCCGUCGUCGGCUCUCCGUACUGGAUGGCCCCGGAGGUCCUGCGUGGGGAGCUGUACAACGAGAAGGCUGACGUCUUUGCCUACGGCAUCAUCCUCUGCGAGACCAUUGCCCGCCUGCCGGCCGACCCGGACUACCUGCCCCGCACUGAGGACUUUGGGCUGGAUGUGGCCGCUUUCUGCAACCUGGUGGGAGCCGACUGCCCUGCAACAUUCCUCCAGCUGGCCUUCCACUGCUGCAGCAUGGAGCCCACCUCAAGGCCCUCCUUCCUGGAGAUCACGCAGCGCCUGGAGGGCAUCUUGAAGCAGCAGCUGGCAGCCAGAGACGCCCGAGACGCCCUGCAGAGCGACAGGACCAGCAUCCCGGGGAGCCCGGCACUCUCCCUCCAUGACAAAGCCGCCCAGGACCCCAUGCUGCCCGCCAUGCCGCCCAGCCUGCUGGACCGGCCUCCCGUGCCCCCGGACCAGCGCCUCUCGCGCAGCCAGUCGGACAUGGUGCCGCCCAGGGCACCCCAGGACACCCCGCAGCGGGUCAACCCCUUCUCCCAGCGCCACGACCUGCAGGGCGGCCGCAUCAAGCUCUUCGACACGCCCAGCAAGUCUCUGAUCUCGCUGACCUUCGACCUGCCGCCCCCCUCGCCCUUCCCGCCGGGCACCCCCGUCACCCCGGAGCCGGCCGUGGAGGCCCACUGCGACUUCUCUGAGCCGGCUGCCCUCGCCCGCAGGUGCCGCUCGCUGCCCGCCUCCCCGGAGAUGCCCCGCCGGGGGGGUCCUCGUCCCCCCCAGCCCCUCCUGUCCCUGGACUGCAGCAGCCUGGAGCGCCCCCUCCGCUCCCCUCCCUCCGGUGAGCUCAUGGACACCAGUCCCGACAGCCCCCCCUGCGCCCUCCCUGCGGAGCCGGCUGCCCCCCUGGCGCCCUCCGUGGCCAACGGCAGCUUCAUCCGCACGGCCGUCUCUGGGAUGCAGCCCUGGCCCUCCAACGGGCUGCUCUUGAACAACAACAGCAAGCCCCCCAGAUGGGGAGGGGGCUUCUCGGAGCUGAGCGUGCCUCCGCCCGGCUCGGGGCCCCCGCUGGAGCACGCAGGAUCGGCCCUGGCCCUGAGCGGAGGGGGCAGCGUUGGGGUGCUGGAGCAGGAGGAGGUGCUCAGCUGCCCCGCCUGCUGCCUGGGGCCCUUUGGCUUCAGCUUCGCCUCCGUCUGCCACCGGCCCCCCGCCAGCGCCCCCGCCUACCAGAACCUCAACUGCGAAGCUAAGAGCCUGCUGUGCCCGGAGAGGCACCACAAGGGCCCGGUUCUGGCAGAGCCCAGCCUCAAGCUGCCCGAAGCACAGUCCUAAGGCGGGACACACAGAGGGCCCCCCUGAGCCCGGCGGGGCAAAAGGGGGGCUGCGGACCCACGACGGACCCUUUGGGCAGCCUCAGGGUGCUGCAGCGCAUUGAAGGUGGCACAGUCGGUGCCAGCGCUAGGCCGGCUCUCAGGGCCUGGCAAAGCGGAGCAGCCUGUGGGGCCAUGUUUUUUGGGGGACGGGAGGUUAAGAUUCCACCCUGUGGCCUUUUGUAGCAAAGGGGCUUCCCGCUGCCUGGAAACCCCCCUCCCCACCCCUGGCAGGAGCUGUGGGAAGGAAGGGGGGGUCCCUUCCCAUGAGCCAGGCGAAGUGCAAUAAGGUGGCCGCCCCACGGACCCCCGUGUGGUUGGACUGGGGAGGUGGGGGCCACACACCAGCAUCCGAGAGACCCCCCCAAGGUUUCUUUCUGGGUGGGGGGCUUUGCCCACCCCAGUGCAGUGCCUCCCUCUGCAAACCCAGGCCUGGUGAGACCUCCUGGUGUGGGCUGGAAAUAGUGGCCUGGGGACCAGGGGGUCUUGCCCCCCCAAUAAUACUUGCCCUGCUUGUUUGGGGGGGGUGACAGAGGAGAAAGAGACUCUAAGGACUGGGGGCGGGGUCAGGAGACAGAAAUGGGGGGGCAGGGAAGUGUGCUUGUUUGCGUGUCACAUUUGGGGACUAGGAAACUGGGAGACACAAGUUUGGACCUGCAAUGUUGGGGGGGGGGCUCAGCCUCCCCCCUGGGUGCUCCUGAGCUGUACGAGUGUUGGAGGGGGGUGGGCAGGCAGGUGGGGGGAGUUGGGGGUGGAAACUGGCUUCUGUUCCCAGCACUUCUCUCCUGCCCAUGUGCAAUAAUGAUGAGUACUGAUUUCUGGCUGCAUCUCGGCCCCCCCUCCUGUGCGAGGCUCAGCGCGUCCCCCCCGACCCCCCUAUACUCAGUGCCCCAGUGGGAUGCAUCUGCAUUUUUAAUAACGACAAAUGCUGCUUUAUGUAUUCAGCUUAUUUAAAGUGUUGGAGAAAUAAAACAUGAUGGCGGUCGA